Eimeria mitis is the source of this 552-nucleotide messenger RNA. RefSeq lists its product as uncharacterized. The record is from RefSeq and is a predicted model, not a curated record. Bases 1 to 552 code for a protein of 183 amino acids. Lineage: Eukaryota; Apicomplexa; Conoidasida; Eucoccidiorida; Eimeriidae. The transcript has 3 exons.
AUGGGCCCCCAGGGGGCCCCCCACAUGGGCCCCCAGACGGCUCACCAUAGGGGCCCCCAGAAGGGCCCCUAUGGAGGCCCCCAGGGGGGCCCACAGGGUGGCCCCCACUGGGGCUCCCGCAUGCAUGAGGCCUCAGGCAAGAGAGGGGUGUCUCUGAGCAACCAUGGGUGGCAUGUGGAGGCGGAGAUGCUGCCUGCUGACUUCAGUUUGCUGCCGACGACAUAUAUGCUGCAGUGGCAGCUGUUGGAGACAGAGGAGACACCUGAGGGGGUCCCCUCAUCUACUGCUGCUGCUGCUGCUGCUGCUGCUGCUGCUGAAAGGAGACACCUAGAAGAUACAGCCCCAGAGGAAUCUGAUGCAGACCUCAGGCUGCACCUGCAGGCGUCAUCGGAUGUCUCUCGGCUCUGCAGCCAGCCUUGCCCUGAGUCUAGUUCUUGCGCGAUAACAGAGCGUCUGGAUGGGUUCGCAGUGCUGGGGUGUCGCUGCGCUUGGGGGUUUGUUGGGGCUGCAUGCGAGGUGGAGUUUGGCUGCAGCAUACCUCAGCGCUUGUAA